Babesia microti strain RI is the source of this 783-nucleotide messenger RNA. Its product is annotated as conserved Plasmodium protein, unknown function. Gene Ontology annotation, cellular component: cytosolic large ribosomal subunit. Gene Ontology annotation, biological process: translation. Gene Ontology annotation, molecular function: 5S rRNA binding. The coding region runs from base 1 to 783 and encodes 260 amino acids. The transcript has 5 exons. Lineage: Eukaryota; Apicomplexa; Aconoidasida; Piroplasmida; Babesiidae. The record is from RefSeq and is a predicted model, not a curated record.
AUGUACAAAAGGGCACUAAAGCGAUACCACUGGGAGCUUAUACAUGAAGAUUUGAAAUACCUCUUUUCCCAGCACAACAGAGACACCCUUGUACAAAUCAAAGCUCAUCCCUGGCAACGGUUCGCCAGCAAGGAAGAGCUGUGGCACAGAGGGUUCAUCCCUGCAUUGCUAUGCAAUGGGAGAUACGAAAGAUUUACGCUAAGGCGCGAGGAGAUUGAACGAGUUGCAUUCGAGGAACCGGAAGGCCAUUUGUCCAACCUAUUUAAAGGACGGAUGUUUCACAUUGAUUUGGGAGGAGUGGCUGAAAAGUGCCUGGUAUCACACGUACAGUCAGAUCCAGUGGCGAAAAAACUCUACUUUAUAAAGUUUAACAGGCAUGUACCAGGAGAAAUCAGCUUGGUCGACAUUCCCUGCACGUUAAUUGGCCUGCUAGGGUGCCCUGCCUAUAUAAAGGGCUGUCAUGUAGAACUUUCGAUGCAAUCUAUCAAAUGCGAGGUGUUCGGCGAAACUGUGCCACCACCUUUCCAAAUAGACGUAUCCAAACUCGACUAUAACCAUCCCUACACGGCAAUCAGACUCAAGGACCUAGAGUGCUUACUUCCGGACGAUGGAAAGACACUGUUUGACCGCCAUUAUACACUGGAUGAGGAAGUAGUAUGGGCCUACAUACCUAACACCAUCGCAGAGACGCCGCUUCCAGCGAACUAUAAGGACCCAAACUUCACUAACCGUAGGGGCGGGCGCAUUAACUUGACAUUUUCUGGCACAAUGCCCAAACAGUAG